AUGCUCUCCCAGCUCAUCGUUCUCAUUGGCCUUCAUGCCUGUAUCGUCACUUCCGCAGUCAUUUCAAGCCGCGCUGCUCCUUCUGUGACUCUGGACUCUGCGACGUUCGCCGGGACAACUUCCGGGUCCGUCUCGAAGUUCUUGGGCAUCCCAUUCGCGCAACCCCCCACCGGGGAUCGUCGUUUCCGAUUACCAGAAACUCUUCCAGCGUAUAAUGGGUCUUAUGAUGCGAGCGCUUUUGGACCAUCUUGUCCGCAACAGGCCGUCAAGCUGCCGAUUCUCACAGGAGUACCAGCGGAAGUUGUGGAUUACAUCGUCAAUUCCAUCUUCACUGCAAUUCUUCCUGAUGAUGAGGAUUGUGGCUUCGAGCUUGGUGGCACGGCUAUGUAUGACGGCACUAGCAUUGUUUCUCGGUCAAUCGCGCUGAAUCAGCCAGUCAUCUAUGUUUCGAUGAAUUACCGAGUUUCUGGGUUCGGUUUUCUUGCGAGUAAGGAAGUCAGGGAAGCUGCUGUUGGCAACCUCGGGCUCCACGACCAAAGAGAGGCUCUGAGAUGGAUUCAGAAGUAUAUAACUGCGUUUGGUGGAGAUCCUUCAAAAGUGACGAUAUGGGGCGAAUCUGCAGGAGCUAUUUCAGCUGCGAUGCAUAUGAUUGCCUACGAUGGUGACACUCAAGGCCUUUUCCGUGCAGCGUUCAUGCAAUCAGGGUCUCCCGAUCCCUAUUACGAUGACAUUGUGGUUCAGACGGGAUGCUCUGGUUCUGAUGAUACACUUGCUUGUUUGAGGACGGUCUCAUACAAAACGCUAAAAGCGGCGAUCGACAAUUCGCCCUUUAUAUUCGAUUACCAGUCACUGGCUUUAGCCUGGCUACCUCGCGCAGACGGUGUCCUCUUCUCCGAUAACCCGCAGCGACUCGUAGAGCAAGGUAAAAUUGCUAAUGUUCCCAUAGUAAGCGGCGACUGUGAUGAUGAGGGAACAUUGUUUUCCUUCGCCUCGCUCAAUGUCACGACAAGCGCAGAGGUUGCAACAUAUAUCAAGACACAGAUUUCUCCGAAUAUAUCAGACCAAGAUCUCAACACGCUAUUAGAUCUCUAUCCAGAAAAUCCUCUUGAAGGCUCUCCAUAUGGUACCGGAAUAUUGAACAUCUUAACGCCCCAGUUCAAGAGGAUCGCCUCGUUUCAGGGCGAUGCAGUAUUUCAGGCACCUCGCAGGCUCUUCUUACAAAACAUUUCUGGAAAGCAAAAUAUAUGGGCCUUUCUGAGUAAACGGCUGAAGCUUGUUCCGCUCUUGGGAGCCUUCCACGCCAGUGAUAUCCUCAAUGUUUAUUUCGGUGGAGAUAUGGCAGAUUACCUCAUUCGUUUCGCUGCUACUUUGAAUCCUAGCGGGAGUACUGGCAUUCAAUGGCCCCAAUGGACUACGAAUUCCCCCAAUCUACUCACGUUCAAUGACGGUCUCCUACCUUUGACCAUCACGCAAGACACAUUCCGUGGAGAUGCGAUGAGUGGCUUGUCGAAGAUCUUAUUGGCCAAUCCAAUUUAA
Messenger RNA from Desarmillaria tabescens, 1536 nucleotides. Its product is annotated as carotenoid ester lipase precursor. The coding region runs from base 1 to 1536 and encodes 511 amino acids. The transcript is spliced from 12 exons. NCBI's taxonomy places the organism in Eukaryota, Fungi, Basidiomycota, Agaricomycetes, Agaricales, Physalacriaceae. The record is from RefSeq and is a predicted model, not a curated record.